AUGGCUGCAGAGGCGACCACCGGGCCUCCGCCGCCAGUGUUAGGGGCAGAGGGAGGAGAUGGAGAGAAGCCAUCACUGAAGGACCAGGGCAAUGAGUUCUUCAAAGCGGAGAAUUAUCUCAAAGCCGCAGCCUUGUACACACAGGCCAUCAAGUCGGAACCCUCUAACGCUGCCCUCUACAGGUAAGCUGUCUUCCUCGUUAUCUUCUGUUUGACGGGUAUUCAUUUCAUAUGCCUUGUUUCCCUUAUUCUAUUUCCUUGAAGUGUUGGGUUUCUCUUCAGAAGGGUAUGCCUCUAAGGUUGAGCAAUAGUCUUGCUUUUCUUGCCUGCCUUAAUUUCCACCUAAUCGUGUAUUCGGAUAACUCUGCAAAGACUCCUCCAGCGUUCUUCUUCCGAGGUCUCUUGAAGUGACCGGCGGUAUAGCUUCUUGUGGGACAGAACGGGGUGAUGAUCGAAAUCAUGGAGCUCCAUCCAUCGGAUUAAUCUAUGCUCACGGGGGUGAAGUAACGAGUAUGAGACUACAUAUGAUUCUCAAAGCUCAGUAGACAAGAAUUUGCGAUUGCGGAAAGAGAAACCGGAAUGCGAUUUUGAAAAGACACUGAAUCUGAUUGCUCGCUAGUUCACAACCUACGACUGUAGACUAAUGUCUCCGCCUUUUGGAUUCAUCAUGCUCACAGCUAGAAGUAAACUCUACGCUUUCUUGAUAAAGGACUGGAACGUGAAAAUUUCUGAUACUUUACCUCAGUCAAAUAGUGGGGGGGGGGGGGGGGGGGUAAGCACUUUCAAUAGUUGUCUUUAUUCCCCAACUACGAGUAAUCUCACUGCCGUACCCUGGACUGCACAAGGUUGGACUUACCCACAGCACAUUAAUUGAGUUUUUGAUAGGGAACGAGGCAAAAAGAAACCUUUUGAAUUAUUUCUAAAGAGGAAACUACUGAAAGUCCUCAUGGAAAUGAGAUAUAACCCAUUUAGUUUAGUGAGCCAAAGGUGACAUAAAUUUUUGGGGAGCUCGUCAUUUAGUUAUUUUCAGCAGAAGCUUGUAGCCAAAUGGGCUUUGUAUGUCUGCAAGGUGGAUCCACCCAACCCAGCAAGUGUAAGUAGUUUUUUUUCUGAAAGGGUGUAUCCCCCCAUUUGUCAGAAAGCCCGUAACAUUUGGUGGGUGAAUCAUGUUCCUUCUAUUGGACGAAACCCCCUUUAGAUUUGGUGGGUCAAUCCACCCUUGGGUCAAAAUCCAUAAUGCCUCUUCCAACUUUUGACAGUUGACUUUAAGACCAGUUGUUUUCCCAUGAACUCUAGCAACUUUAUAGGAACAGACAAUUUCUGGUUCCAUAAUUUCUAGCAACAUUAUUUCAGCGCUCAGUUAGUGGAUAAUAAUGAAAUAAUUUGUCAGUAUGGUUUCUGUUUCUUUCUACUUUAUGGAGGCUUUUGUUUUCUUAUCUUUACUUUCUUUUGCUGUUGCUCCUCCAUUGUUUCCUCUUUCUUCUGGAGCUUUUGUGUGGACCAACUAAAGGUUAUGCUAGUGUAAGACUAGCAUCAAACUGGAGCAUCAAAUUGGAUAGAAGCAUACCUGACAAUAUGAUAGUGGGUGAUGGAUAUAUUGUGAUCAUCUUGGGGGUGCCUAGACGUUCUAUGCAUGCAUGAUUUUACCAGGAAGCAUGUGUUCAACAUACUUUUUCUAUAAGUUUAUUUUACGUUCAGAGAAAAGAGCAAUUAUUAAAGUCAAUAAAUGCUUUCGUAUGUAUCUAUUGUUGAAGAAACUUUUACUAGAGCAUCCAGGCUCGACCGAUUUUUUAAUUUGACUCUUGUUUCCGUCUUACUGGAUCUCCAUUUUCAGUUGUUCUGAAUAAAAGUGAAACAAAAUAGAUAUUACCCUUGGCAUGCACCUGAUGUCUCACUGUAGCUCGUGGGUGGUUCUGAGUCUCCAUGAACCUGGAAAUUGUAACUUUUGAGUUCUGACUGUUACUAUGUGAUUGAUGAUGCAUCUCUUUCCUUCAUAAUAUUUAUAGCAAUCGCUCUGCGGCAUUUCUGCAUUUGGUUAAGCUCAGUAAAGCCCUUGCAGAUGCUGAAACUACAAUUACUUUAAAACCACAGUGGGAGAAGGUACAUCAGAUAUUUUAUUUUUGGUUGCCUUUUAAAUGAACUUUUUGCCAUUUACGAGGUGUUUAUUCUUAAAAAAUAAGUAUAAUUAUGUGGGCUUGUCUAUGUCUUUGUAGGGUUAUUUCAGGAAAGGAUGUGUGCUGGAGGCAAUGGGCCGCUAUGAUGAUGUAGCUUCUUUUUUCUUGUUCUUUAUUUUAAUUAGUUGAGUCAUCUGUUAUUUCUUACUUAAGAAUUCCAUCCAACAUUUCCGUCUAUGCAAAGAACAAAAAUCGUACAAUGAACUUUUAUGACUAUAAGUUGUUAUGGUUGGGAUAUGACUUUGGCUUUCAAAGCUGAACACUGAACCAAAGAGGAAUUGUCUUUCCCAGGAGUAGUCAUUUGGCUUUUCUGUAGCUGGGUUCACCCUGAUGCCGAGUUUGAUUUAGUUAAGCAUCUGAGAUUGAUUCAUUUAUAGUUGUAAUUUAUUUUCUAUGUUAGACAUUUUCGGUUUAACAGUUAUUUUAAGAGUAGUUUGAUACCUGUUCUUAUGUAGACAUUUAUGCUUUAAUGCAAAGUAUUUAUGCAUCUUCAUUUACAUAAUUUUUUUUAAAAAAACGAUUAUAUCUCCUGAAAAAAAUUACUUUCCCUAAUCAUGAUCAUAAAUUUACUGACGGUAGGGAGUUGAAAUUACCUGUGAUAGAAGUUGGGAGUUGUUUUACUUCCAUUAGCUCAAAAAGAUAGUCACGAUGUUUAAGUAAUGGUCUAUACAGUGAGCAUUUAUAAGAUUCUUGCUCGCACAUAUCUACGUAUAUCUUUAUUCAGAUAAAUAUUUGAUUAGGUCCCAUGCAGUUGCUGUUUAGGGGCUUUAUAUAUGACUGGAUUUUACAUUACCCGUUCUGUUUGGACCAGAGUUAUCAAGUCCUGACCAUCAAAUUAACUUCUCUAGCCGGGGACAUAAGUGAGCCAUUUAUUUUUUGGGGUUAGAACACCCAUCACUGUUGUAUUCAAUUUCUGUAUUGCCUCUCAUAGGAUCUAUGGUUUGAAUUGGGUUUUUCGAGACAGCAUAUGUUGUGACCGACAGUUGAGUGCGUGAUGGAUGUGCAUCUUUUGCUCAGAAAUCAGUUUAAGAAGCAUCUUUCUUCUUUUUGCGAAUUAAAAAAAUCCAUUGAGCUUAUGUGUGUCUGCAUUUGUAAAAUAGUAAAUUCGAUGGCCACUUAAUAUCUUAGAAUCAGAGUCAAUUUAAGAUUGUCAUUCUGCUCUGAGUCCUGUUUAUACGAUUCAUUUGGGUUUAACGGUCUUCACUACCUAUUUGAGUUUGUAAGUUCCCCUAUAGUUUCUCUGACGAUUUGUGGUGAGAAGACUUUAUUCUUUAGUUCUCAACUAGGUUUAAUUUGCUCAAUCUUUUGAUUUCCUGACAACAAAAAAGCUAACUACUCUGUUCAAUAUAAAGCUCACAUAUACCUUCUUCUUAAUUUUGAUUUGAUGCUAAGUUUUUUUCAUUUCACCUUUUCGUUGUUUUCAUGAUCCAGGCUGUAGCUGCCCUGCAAAUCGCUUUGCAACACAAUCCACAGAGCACAGAGGUGUCAAGGAAAAUUAAGAGGCUCAUGCAAGUGGCCAAAGAACAUACUCGAACUCAGGAAUUAGAGAGCAUCAGAUCCAAUAUUGACAUGAGGAAAUAUCUUGAUCCCUUUAAAAAUGAACUAGUAAGUGAAUCAUAUUCAUCCAUAUUCCCUUAUAGCGUUGUAGUUGGUGACGAAGUUUCUUGCUCAAGCAUCUAUUAACUUAUGUACGUCACUGGCUUGUACUAUUUGGUUUGUGCAAAACAAGCUCUUAGAGAGUUCUAGUUGAGGAAAACUUGGAUUUUGAUGUUGCUUGCAUUGAAAAGUGCUAUCCAAAGGAAAUGGGUGGAACUUUUUAAUCUUGCAUGGAGUGACUCCGUUUGUAGAGCCAAUUAUAUAUUUCGAAGGCAUUGAACAAAGUAAAAAAUACAAAAAAACUCUGAAUGUUAUUCCUUGACUUUUAUUUGAUGUUGGUUGCCAGGUUAAUGUCCAUUUCAGAUAAGUUCAACAAAUAGUUCUGUAAUCAUGUUGUUUAGAGGAGCUGCAAAGAAGUCCCCUGAAGUGACAUAAUAUCGAUAAUUUUAUACUGUGUUCAUAGUAGGUGUUGGAAACAAUGGCAUGCCUAUUGAUGCUUCCUGCUCGUUUCUCAUCACAGAAAAUGCUAGCUGGGUAGGGUCGUUCUACGAUGUUCUCAAUCCCUCCUGCUAAGCCGUAACAGUUUCUCAAAGGGAGCUUCCCAGGGAGGUUUAAUUUGGCUUUUCUUUGAUGUGCCAUUUUUCUGAAAUGACCAGUAAUUUGCCAUUUUUACUGAGCAAGCUGCAUUGUCUGAGUUCAAAUGUUGCUCUCAGUGUCCAAAAAUCCUAAUUAUGAGCACCCUCUUUUGAGAAGGCUACAGUUUCCUAUAUGGCAUUUCUUCUGUCUUUUUUUUUAAACCGCAUAAUGAGAGUUUUCGUUUGAAUUGGAAUGAGAUAGUCAUUACUGUUCUCAUGAAUUGAUUGUCCUCCAUCAAAACUUAAUUUCAUUUUCCAUUUGUAGUGCGAGAAGAUCGGUACAGCAGAAGAAGCACAAGAGAUAUUUUCUUUUGUUGUAGAUACAAUGGAAGCAGCAAUAAAAGGUUGGCAGAACUCUGCGAAAGUCGACCCUAGGGGCCAUUUCCUUCUUGACAAAGAGAAGACACAGACUGACAAAUAUGCACCUGUGGUCAAUAUUGACAAGGUAAUACACCGAUCUGGUUGAUGUAAGAUUGGUUCGAUUGGCUCUUCAUUCAGAUGUCAGAAGGGGAUUCAAGCCAUUUGUGAUAUUACCAUUAUUUUGAUGCUCCAAUUUUUGUUGCUCUAAUAGAGCAUAUUUGACUGAAUUUAGUUGCCAUAUCAGCUCUACAUAUUGAGAUGUUCAUAGCACAUAGCUCACAGUUUGUUGCCUGGGCAGUGGAUUCCUUAGUAUUAGUACGAAGUCUUGUUUGUGCAUUUGACAGGAAAUAAAUUAAGAGUAAGCCCUUGUUUCAGCUCAUCUGGUUGAAACAUGUUUUCCUAAUGGUUAAUCGUGGUAUCUUUGAAGUUACUUCAGCUUCAUUUUUCCCAGUUCACCCAUCUUCUCAACGAAUUUCAUCACCUGGCGCACACUCAUCUUUGCACUCAUAUCACUUUUUGGUGUGAAUUUUCUCUGCCCGUACUUCGUGUGAAUUGGCCGAACAACAUCUACAUCUUCUGCAGGAAAAGAGAGAAGAAAAGAUGUGUGGAUGCCUGAGCAUCUCUUCUUGGUUGUUUAGAUUUGCAUCUGAAUUUCGCUUAUAUUUAGUUAGCUGUAACCUACUGUUCUUCUUGGAAGGUUAGGAAAGAAAUAAAUUGAUUCUGGCGUAUAUCUUCUUUCUUUGUUUUGGGAUUUCUAUCUGAAAGCUAACUAUUUUAUCAAGUAUAAAAACUUCAGAUCAUAACAAUACAAGAGAGCCGAUAAAGAACUAGAUAUCGGAUCAUGACCUUUAUCUCAAAUAUUACAUGUUAUCUAAAACGGGAGAGUUUUUAAUACUUAAUGUUGUAGUGAUAUUCUGUCAACUCUUAAAAAAAAGUAUGAUCCUUCGAUGAGAAUUUGGCGGCACUGCAAUCUUAUUAGGUGAAAAGGAUCAGUAGCUUUGUCUGAGUAGAUUGGUUUCACACAAAGGAGUGAAAGAAAUUAGCCCCACAGGGGUUGUAUGAUUUCUUCUUGGUUGGUGACUGGGAAUCUUUGCCAAGAAUCAUAUUCCUCUGAGUAGACCGGCAUCAAGCAUUUAUAAAGUUCACGAGGUUACUUGAUGUGCCCCAUUUAUUUCAGGCACAUGGCGAUCUGGGGCAUCCUCAUGAAUGUACUGAGUGAUUUAUGUCAACGAGCAAUUGCAGGACAGAAAGGGCUAAACCAAAUCUUUGGAACUGACUUGGGGCUGUGUGGCUUUGGCUUUGAGGUUUUGCUCAGUUUGGGACCAAUAUUUUGCUGAUUGGGUGGGUUUUCAUGGGUUGAAACGAGACCUGGCAAGAUGUUGUGUGAUCUUUUUUUUUUUCUGCAUUGCCCAAAGUGCAUGUGUUUUCUAAAACUAGUCAAUGCGACUUUGACUUUGUGCUCGUUUAUUUUCUCACUUCUUCUAUCAAUUUUUUCCUGUUGCCAGGCAUUUGAAUCCCCUCAUACACAUGGCAGCUGUUUCUCCUUCUUACGGCAGUAUGCAGAUGACUCUUUUUCUCGGGCCGCAUGCAUAGUUGUUCCCAAAAGCAUCAUAUCCUAUCCGCAGGUACAAUCUUGAGUUCUAUCCUCCACUUGGCUUGGAUCCAUAUUCAUAUCAUCCGUUUCUUUCCAGUUUUAGGCUACAUACAUUUAUGUCAGAAAUCAUCGUCAAUGGCCUUCUUUGACGCUCUAUUAAUUCUCUCCUAUGAUGAGUUCCUUCUUCAACCUCGUUCAUUCUAUACUCCUCGUUGUUGUGCGACAGUCAAACACAGGCUUUCUAUUUUUCAAGUUCUCUGGGGUGGAAGCACCCGGAAGUCAAACACAUACUUCUGUGCGGUGAGUUCUUGACCAUGAUGGGCUUUGGGUCAAAUGCCAUGUAGGUGUGGAAAGGACAAGGAUCGAGGAAGUGGAAGCACGGGCAUUCUGAUGGCUUCUUUGUGCAGUUUGAGUCCCCCGUCCUGCGGAAGCUGUGGUUCAUCCCAAGUUCAACUGAGAAGGGCCUGAUAUUGUGCAAGUAACUACUUAUCCUUACGUCUGUUUACAUCCCUAAUUGCUGCAUUGAUUGACACAUUGAGCUAUCUACACUGGUAAUGGUGGAAAAACCUGAUCCACAUUCCUGUGCCUGCGCCAUCUUCUUUUCCCACUCUUGUUUCCAUAUUGUCGUGAAAAACUCGGUUUCCAUGAACCUGCACUUGACUUGAUUAAUUAAAUUGUCCCUCAUCAUUACUUCCGUUUUAUCUUACGUGGGUCGAGACUCUUCCAAGAUCAUCUGUAUGACUAAAAAGAAAAAAAAAUCUCCUGUUUCAGGGAUCCUGAACCAUUGGAUGCGAGUGCCCACGAAGUUCUUCCCCGUUUGUUCAAGGAUAGGACUAAGAAUGAUGGCUGA
Molecule: messenger RNA, 7208 nt
Organism: Spirodela intermedia
Lineage: Eukaryota; Viridiplantae; Streptophyta; Magnoliopsida; Alismatales; Araceae
Source: the annotation of a GenBank genome assembly